Messenger RNA from Closterium sp. NIES-65, 507 nucleotides. The record is from the annotation of a GenBank genome assembly. Lineage: Eukaryota; Viridiplantae; Streptophyta; Zygnematophyceae; Desmidiales; Closteriaceae.
AUGGCUACCCCCAGUGUCCUAGCUUUUGAUGCUGAGGGGAGGGCCAUUGACUUCAAGGUCUGGGUAGAUGAUCUACAGCUGUUCUUACAGUGCGAUAGGGCAGACGGUCUCUCUCUCUUUGACCUCACCUCUGGCGCGUCCCCUGCCCCUGCUGCUGAUGCUGACGCAACUUCGCUUCUGCUGCUGCUGCUGCUGCCGACCUCGUUGGUUUCGAGCCGGUCGGCGCUGCGUCUGCCCCUUCGGGGAAGCGCCGUGCAGGCAGGGGCAAGGGGGGCAAGGGCGCUGGAGGAGCUGGCGGGGGCGGUGGAGGUGGCGGUGGAAGCGGCGGAGGGAGUGGGGGUGGUGGAGGGAGUGGUGGAGGGGGUGGGAGUACCGGUGGCACCAAUGGGGGUGAAGGGCGGCGGCGGUGGCGGAGGGAGUGGAGGCGGUGGUGGUGGCGGAGGCGGCAGCAGUGGUGGAGGCGGCAGUGGUGGCGGCGGAGGAGGCGGAGGAGCUGGUCGCGGGUAG